Molecule: messenger RNA, 1770 nt
Organism: Sordaria macrospora k-hell
Lineage: Eukaryota; Fungi; Ascomycota; Sordariomycetes; Sordariales; Sordariaceae
Source: RefSeq, a predicted model, not a curated record
AUGGAACGACCGACACGGCCAGAACUGCUUGUCAAGACACAGAGGUAUGGACGAUGUGACUAUGAAAAGUUUGACGACAGCAUUUCGUCCAUUGUCCGUGCCGGGCAAGGGUCGAUUGGGAAAGUGAAGGUUGACUGCCGGUUCCUCCUUACCAAAUCGCAAUGGGGAUACAUGGGAUCGAAUCCUGGGCUUCGCAAAUGCCCGGCUGGUAUCAUCUACUUGGACCUCGACAUAGAUCAACCCCGGGACUGCAGGCUAGAGUCAGCAACUUUCACCGUGACCCUUGAGGAAGAGUAUGAUGAUACGGAUGUUGUAUCACCGAACCUGCCAAUCUUCCCGGUAACAAUGACCGACUAUUAUGGCCCGAAGCAAAUCCGCGGCGUAGAACGAACGAGGCAAAUAAGGCGCAAGAAGCAAGUUAUACCAGAGGUCAACAUACUAGGCCAUGGCAUGGGUGGACUUGGUGUCGAAACCGAAAGGAAGAUGGAUGAGGCCGGCAGAUGGGCUUUCUCGGGGCAUUUGGAUUCCAGCAACGGCGGUCACAUCUACAACCGAUUGGUCUGGAGGUUGGACGAAAACUCUCUUGAACAACAAUCGCUGCACAAGCCCACAAUCCACACAGCAUUCGCAUUGCAACACAAUGCGAAAGGGUUCACCAUGACUGUCGACGUGAGUGGGAGGCUGGACGCGUGGACGGACAGGUUCAAAACGAAAGUGAAAAGAAAAUUUGGAGGGAGCAAGGCCAAGGCGCGAGACACGGCGAGCAUCAACUUCCAAUGGAGCCAGGGCUAUACCUCAUCUUCAUGGCUGGAUGAAAAUGCUCGAAGUCUCCCACACGCAAUGGAAUAUGAGAACAUGCUCAGCAUCCCAAUCGAGAUGCCCGACGCCCUCCCAGCCAACUUUGGCCCACCCCAAAGAUUCAACACGGCCAACAUACCUCAUCACAACUCACACUAUGAGACCACGCAUAAUGUGCAACGGCCGCCCGGAGGCCAGACGACCUGGGCGAUGCCUGGACUGCAUGCAGAGACACAGCCUGGAUUGUUGGAGUCCGGUGGUCCUCUUCAGCAUUUGCCGCCGUUAACACUCGAGGAUAUGGCCUUUGCAGCUGGCUUCUCGCCAUCUCCUGCUCCCCCCGUAGCUUCGAGGCAAUCGGAACGCUCUCCGAGGUCACCGGUGUCAAGUGACGUGACGAUGGUGGAAGAGUGUAGGGAAAGCGAAGGCAUUAUACAUAACACGGCCACAGAAGAUGAGGAUGACGAAAAUGAGGAGGAUGAGGCCGUGGAUGAGGAUGUCGUUGUGAGACCAAGGGAGGCGUAUCGAGAGGCUCGGGGUCGGAAUGGGGCCGAGGCGCAGAAAAGGAUGAGAUUGCAAAAAGGUGCCUGCGAGAAAGAACAAGUAGAGGAAAAAGUGGAAGAGGACGAGGCGGAAGGAGAGAGGAUAGAUGUUGGCCUGUUGCUCCUGCUGUAUUGGCUCCGAUCGACGGGCAUGACAAUUUUGGAACUCCUCUUCGCCGUCUUCACCUUCCCUCCAGUGCCAGCCACCCCUCCUAUUGUUAAGUCAGUCCGAGAAGUGGAAGGAAGGAGAAAUAGAAUAAGGCAAGAGGGACACAAAACGCAGAGAUUGAGGAGGACACCGAAACCCAUUGCCCCGCGAAAAGAGAAAGUGCCGUGGGAGGUGCGGUCUGGCGAGGAAACACUUGUUUGUCUGGGUUCCACCAAUGAGUUGAAAAGGGAACAAAAGGAAAGAGUGAGGCAGAAGAUGAAGUGA